CGUAUGCCAGUCGUUAUCUACUAUCAAAACUUUAUCAGUGAUAUUUGUUUAUCGAAAACACUAGUACUUAGACAGUUCCAGAGACAGCCUAGCUCCAAUACGUUCUUAUAUGUCAGUGGUGACGACGCAAAAUGAAGUUCAACAAGUCUGAAGCGGAAUACAGCAUGAAAUCUGUAAGAUUUCUACUCUUGACGAUUACAACAAUGUUUAUAAUAAUCGCCGGGCUCAUGAUCGCGUUGGGAUUCUCGGUAUAUGCCCAUUAUCACACGUUUUCGUUCUUCUACGAGGGCGCCAAAACCGGACGGUUGUUCUCGCCCUCUCUACUCUGCAUUCUGCUGGGCAUGUUCCUCCUCAUUGUCACACUCUUCGGAUUUUUCGGCAGCUUGAAGCAGAGCACUUGCAUGGUGAAUUUGUAUGCAUUACUUUUGACAAUUAUGCUCUUACUGAAGUUGGUUGUGAUCAUACUGGCCUUCACAUUGGAUGCAGGGACCAUACGGGACCUUUUAUACAUACCUAUUUCCCAAUACGCGUCGGAUCCAGAAAUUGAAAUGGAAAUCGAUCGGCUUCAAGUGUCUCUCAACUGUUGUGGCGGCGACUCCUACGCCGACUACGCCAAUGUGGAGUUCACAAGCAACCACUCCACAACGCUAGUCCCAACGCCCACUGGUGGUGACCGUGUGGCGAUAACUGUACCUCAAACUUGCUGCAGCCUCCCGGGAACGGAAAUCUGCUCUAGAAUGAGGGAACGAGGCUGUAAGACUGCAUUGGUGAUCCUUUUCUCGCAGAAUGCCAACGUUAUUGGAGUACUGGGGAUUUCUGUCAUGUUUAUUCAGUUGUUGGGCAUAAUUUUUGCACUGCUGUUAGCGAGAUGCAUCCGUAAAGUGAAAAGCGAAAGGGGUCUGUUCUCGUGGAAGAUUAAGGAGCACAUGAUACUGGCGCGCCAGGGCGAGGACACGAAGAAGCAGAAAGAAACAGAUGACAGCGUCUACAUACCACCCCAUGAGUCAAGCACUGCUUGAACAAUCACAUAUUAAUUUCUAUAACUUUAUUAUUAAAUACUCUAUGUUUAGAUUAUUAUGUUAUGUCCUUCACAUUACACUUUUAAUCUAUAAUAAAAUAAAUAGGUAUGUCCGUCUGAUAAGUUUUCGCGACGACGUUUACAACUUAGACACUAUUGAACCGAUUUUGACGGGUAGUUUUCUUCUGAAGACUACUUUUUAUCCUGUAAAAAUUGCUUUAUCCUCCGGGAAACCUGGUUCAUAUUAUAUUUAUGAAAAAACAGACUGAACCAUGGACUAGCAUUAUUAAUAUUUGUGCAAAACAAACCGAGAUAAUAGAAAUAAUCGUCGUUCAUAAGAUACGAUUAACGUAUCUAUAUUGUUGUUUACAAAUCUGUAUUUUAUUACGGUCAUUGUUUAAUAAAUAACACAGUAAUUAAAAA
Messenger RNA from Maniola jurtina (meadow brown), 1441 nucleotides. RefSeq names its product CD63 antigen-like. The record is from RefSeq and is a predicted model, not a curated record. Gene Ontology annotation, cellular component: membrane. NCBI's taxonomy places the organism in Eukaryota, Metazoa, Arthropoda, Insecta, Lepidoptera, Nymphalidae. The transcript is spliced from 5 exons. Bases 132 to 1019 code for a protein of 295 amino acids.